Annulohypoxylon maeteangense is the source of this 677-nucleotide messenger RNA. RefSeq lists its product as uncharacterized. Bases 142 to 618 code for a protein of 158 amino acids. The record is from RefSeq and is a predicted model, not a curated record. Lineage: Eukaryota; Fungi; Ascomycota; Sordariomycetes; Xylariales; Hypoxylaceae. The transcript has 3 exons.
AUUAAAUUCAAGAUCAAUCAUCAAUCAGUUAAUGUUGUUUGUUUAUGUAGAAACAUCACCAAGUCUCACCAUUACCGGUUUUCUUAAUUAUUUACUUGAUUACCACAACAAUAAGGAUUAAUUCGCCAGUAACCUACGAAUAUGGCAGACCGACCUCCUCCUCACGUCCGCCGGGGAACUAAUAGGGUCCCUGGCCAAGCGACAACUGGUAUUCGUCGCAACCUCUUCCAGAGCCAACUUACGCGACGCCCCACACCUACGACAUCCUCAUCCAACACCUCCGCCGAGACUCUCCGACUGGCAGACGUCGAAGUACUCUCGGACACCUCCGAUAUCGUAAUCCGCGACAAGAACGGCGAAUUCGAUGUUGGCGACCCGCCAACUCCCCCACCAGACGAUCCGGAAGAAGAUGGCGUAUUAGACGAUGCGCAAGAGAGCCAACGCGAGAGGAAACGAUUGGCCGAGGCCGUCAAACACCAUCAAAUAAACCACAACCGCACUCCUGCGCACGCUGAAGAGGUUAUUGAGACACUCCGAGCUAGCAUGAGAGCGAAAGUCGCCGCCCUGGCUGAAGAUAACUGGAUGUACGAGCCGGAGGAACAGCCACGACUGCAGUAAACAAAUUAGAUGAUCCUGCUAAAGGGUUCUGAUUAUCAGAACUACAGAGGUAUGCAAAU